Molecule: messenger RNA, 1110 nt
Organism: Anolis sagrei ordinatus
Lineage: Eukaryota; Metazoa; Chordata; Lepidosauria; Squamata; Anolidae
Product: G-protein coupled receptor 151 protein-like
Biological process (GO): neuropeptide signaling pathway
Cellular component (GO): plasma membrane
Molecular function (GO): G protein-coupled peptide receptor activity
Source: RefSeq, a predicted model, not a curated record
AUGAACAGCUCCAGGAGCCAAGGUGAAGGAGUGCCUUCGGGGACCCUUCCUGCCCUCCCGGCCCUCUUAGUGGGUCUGGGUCUGGCCAGUGGAGUGGGCAACCUCCUCUUGGCUGCCUCCUUGGCCCCGCAGCUGGCUCAGGGAUGGCUGGCACCAGGCUACCCUUGGCUCCUCAACUUAGCCGUGGCGGAUUGGACCCUAGGACUGUGCCGCCUCCUGCCACAGCGUGGGGUCUGGCUUUGCAAGGCCUCCGAGUGGCUCCUCCAUGCCUCUUUGGCCACCAAGAGCUUCAGCUGGACGGCGGUGGGGCUGGAAAGAGCGAGUGGGACCAAGACCACCACCACCGCAACGUCCAUCACGCUGGGCAAAGGGCACAGUGUCCGGAGCUGGGCAGGACUCAUGGCGUCCACUUGGGCUGUGAGCUUGGUUCUGGCCUUCCCUCGCUUCCUCUUCACUCAUCAUCACAAGGAGGACCACUUUGCCUGGCCCACUUGCACCUUCCAAGCCCCUCACGCCAGCUUUGUGGAGGUCUUCAGCACCGUGGUGUACCCGCUGGCCGCCUGCUUGGCUCCUGCUGCCUUGGCCUUUGUUGGCUACUGGCGUGCCCUCCAUGCUCCACCAGCAUCCAACUGGAGAGAUCGCUUGCCAAAGUCCAGGGAACUCUCGAGAGGACGUCGAGUGACUGCGACCCUGUUGGGUCUCACCUUCCUUUUCCAUGCCAUUUGGGUGCCCACAUGGGUGGCCUGGCUGUGGGACAUGGCCAAGGGAACCCAACCUCCAUGGGCUUUGGAAGCUGCUGCUGAAGUCCUGCUUUUCCUCGAUGGUGCCCUGCGCCCGCUUCUCUUGCUGGCCCUCUUGGCUGAGCUCCGUCCGGGGUUGAGGAGUGCUUCUUGGAGACGCAGCAAAGCUGACGACAAAAGAGAGGAUGCCAAGCUGGGCUCUGGGACCAACAACCUUGAGGGAACAUCCUUAGAAAACUUCGACAACAACGAGGAAUCAGCAACCAUGAAAAGGCUCCCUGACGUGGAGAAUUUCUGGAAGGAGCGGAGGAGCACUGUGGCUAAAGAAGAGAGUGACCCAGUCCCCUGGGAGCACCUGAGUGACCCCUGA